This is a messenger RNA of Aspergillus eucalypticola CBS 122712, 714 nucleotides long. RefSeq lists its product as uncharacterized. The record is from RefSeq and is a predicted model, not a curated record. The coding region runs from base 122 to 556 and encodes 144 amino acids. NCBI's taxonomy places the organism in Eukaryota, Fungi, Ascomycota, Eurotiomycetes, Eurotiales, Aspergillaceae. The transcript has a single exon.
UUGCAUGGGGCGUUGGCUCUGUGAAAAGGGAGGGAGGGAAAGAUAUAUACUUAUUGGCUCUGUAGUUUGAGCAUUACUACUAACAUACCCCUACUGCUAGACAGGGGGGCCAUGAACAACCAUGGACAGGACUCCAGCAUUCCCGAUGGUAUACGGCAUUCUCGUUCGUACGGCCGGAUUACUCCGGGAAAUAAACCCCGAAUCGUCUGAGCCAAUGAACAGAAAGAGGUCGACAGGGUUAGCAGAGGUCAAACUCGGAUGUCUCCACGGCCUAGUUAAGAGAACCAGCAGCGUUCUUAUAGAAGGCCGGCAGCAGGAGGAAAAUCCGUCCAGGUCAGUGAUACACCUACUUCGUCCGUCAUGCAGCUCUUGCGCUCUUAGCAAUUUAAUCCGACCAUCAGGGGCCGUUAACGUCGGAAAUGUCUAUCGGUGGUGUCAUUACUGUGUUGCGGUCUAUACUCUGAUCUUGUUAUGCGCUGUGUGGGUGGCCGAAAGGCAAUGCCUGAGUGGUUGGGUGGUGAACACGGUAUCCAGUACGAAGAGAAACAAAAACUAAGAGAAGAAGGUUUCAACGUUUAACUUCCUUAAUUCCUCAACUUAUUGCGACCAGCUGCAAUCAUGAAAUGACUCAUCUUGAUGUCAAUGUAUCGGACGCCAAAAAGUCAAGAUGAGACAUGGGAAGCCCAGGUAAAGGGCAUUCCAUUGCAUGCUGCU